AUGGCCGUGGGCUUGUUUUCCGAUAUGCAACGCGGGAAGCUUCAGCCAUCUGCUGUGACUUACAACUCCAUACUGAGCGCAUGUGGGACGAAUUCAUGGGAGCUUUCCGUGGCUCUUGCAAGCGAGAUGGAGAAAGCGCAGGUAGUUUUGGAUGUUGUCAGCUACACGGCGCUCAUAGCAGCCACCGGUCGUGCCCCUAUUCCUUUCGGCAUCGAGAUGGCACUGGGUUUCCUUGAGCAGAUGCGGUCCAAGCAGGUAAAUCCAGAGACCUUGACAUUCAACGCUGCAUUGCACGCCUGCCAGUCAGCCUUGCACUGGGCUGCCGCCGUUGAAAUCUUCUCGGAGGCUCGAAGAGGUAGAGGACCUGCAAGAUUGGAUUCAGUGUCCUGCGCAGCACUGUUGGACUCGCUCGCAGGGGCCGGAAGCUACGGCCGAUUUCAGGCGAUCCUGCCCGUAGUCCGCCGCGAGAACCUGAGGUCCGUGAUCCUGGAGCCGCAAGCAGACGAGUUGAAGCUUCUGGCCGGCAGCAUGAAGCCCGACUUACUCGCACUUGCAGCCCGCUCUGCUACUCUGUCUCUCAGUUUUUGGGACCCAAACCAGAGCUGGGUUGACUGGGGUUUGGUCUUGGUGCUCUUGCGCCGCACGGUGCUCGGUGGCGCACGCUCGCGAUAUGCAAAGUGCGAGCAUAGAGAGACUGGCGGGAGUCUGCUUCGCCAGCUGGAAGAACUCAUGACCGAAAGACGGAAGAGCUCAGAAGAUCGCCUCUUAAACGCGGCCUUCUCGCAUCCGUUCGGGCUUGGUCCCUUCUUGGCAAACCUCACGCUGGAGGCGCUGGACUUCUCACAGAUGUCUCGCGAACCUCGCCGACCUUCUGUGAUGCCAUCGCCAAGGUCUACGGGGGAGCCGGUAGCUCGCGAGCUUUGGGCGGAGGUGGAUCUGGCUUUGGAUCUCCGGUUCACAUCCCUGCGCGAUAGGCAGCUCGUUGGCUACGGCGGUUCGGCCGUGCGCACUGUCAGCAGCGACGAUAACAGAACCACGCAAAAGAAGCCCGUCAUCCCUCCAUGGAGUCGCACUGCUGCAGGACCGUUGUAUUGGUGGCGAUGCCUCGGGAACCAAAGGGCAGGAUGGGUCAGACGAGUUGAGCGAAGAUCUGUUGCCAUUCCUUCGUCUUUUGGUGGACGAUGUGCCACAAAUGGUGAAGCGCAUGACAGAGAACAGCCAGACUCUGCUUGA
This is a messenger RNA of Symbiodinium sp. CCMP2592, 1233 nucleotides long. The record is from the annotation of a GenBank genome assembly. Lineage: Eukaryota; Dinophyceae; Suessiales; Symbiodiniaceae.